AAGUCACGUGAUAUAUUUCAAACCAUCAAUGCAACGUGUGAACCCCAGCCUUGAUUCACGAUCUUCGAGGAAGCACUACUGCUUGUUCUGCAACAGCAACGUUGACGAUGAAUUUAAUCUCGGUGUUUUUUUUGUUUCUAAAUAUCGACGCAGGUGGACUGCAGCGCAUCAUCAUUGUCUGUUAUUUGCUGCCGGGUUGAAGCAGGCUGGUAAAGACAGUGAUGGAUUUGCAGGAUUUUUGUUACCUGACGUAAUGGAUGAAUAUAGGAGAUGCCGUCGACUUAGAUGUGCCUAUUGCAAGAAAAAUGGAGCUGCCUCUGGAUGUGUGAUGAGGUCAUGCCGUCAGGUUUUUCAUUACACUUGUGGGAUGACAGGAGGCUCUCUGUUCCAGUUCUAUGGUUCUUUUCACUAGGUUGGCAGGUCUGCUGCGGUCACGUCAUUGUGAGAUCUCACGUGGGGGUCAAUUACUCGAGAGGGGAUCGUCUAAAUAUCGAAGUGUGUGUUUACAUUGUGGUGUGGAACGCAGUCUUCAUGCACGGUAUAGUGGCGAUUAGCCCAGCAGUUUGGGCGUGAUUGAUGUUACAGACAGACAGAUCAGACUUUUAUAGAUAUAGAGAAGAAGAUUGAGUAUUCAGUAAUAAACUGACAUCAUAUAACAAGUUAUGAUUAGCACAGCUUGAAACUCUUGUGCAGAAACUAGGUUUUGUAUUUCCUGAAUAAUUCUC
Corticium candelabrum is the source of this 725-nucleotide messenger RNA. RefSeq names its product G2/M phase-specific E3 ubiquitin-protein ligase-like. The record is from RefSeq and is a predicted model, not a curated record. Gene Ontology annotation, cellular component: nucleus. NCBI's taxonomy places the organism in Eukaryota, Metazoa, Porifera, Homoscleromorpha, Homosclerophorida, Plakinidae. The transcript is spliced from 6 exons. The coding region runs from base 29 to 412 and encodes 127 amino acids.